ACAAAUCAAAUUAUUACAUUUUUUGAUGUUGUUGUUGUUGUAAGGAAUAAAUAAUAACGAAAUACUUUUACUUUCGAUUAUAUAUACAUAUAUACACCAACUAUAAACCUUAUUAAGUUACUAAUUUGACGAUUGUCAAGAUAUGUAUGGGUAGAUAUAUAUGUGCAAUGUUUCAAUUUGGAUCCAAUCACUAAGGUGCUACAACGUGAUAUUAAUAUACACUUCUUGACAUAUUAUUUGUGAUCAAUUGUAACAAUCAUUAAUUACUUCAUAUCUCAUUAUCAUUACCAUUCAAUUGGAUUAUUUCACACACAAAUAGUUUUUAGAUCGAGAAAAAACUCGUUCAUAUUGUCAAAAUUGUUUCCUAUAGUUUUUUUUCUCUUAUUCCGCCGAUGUGUGAUUUACUAUCCCAACCACAGCAACAACAACAACAAAGACAACAAAGAACGGGACAGAAAUUAUCGGCUCGACAAUUAAACAAAAAUCAUCAUUUAUCAAUCAUAGAUAAUAAUAGUAACAAUAAUACUACUAUUAGUAAUACUACCAGUACUUCUACUGAAAUGUCAUCAAAUUUAUGUACAAAUUCAAAUCGUUUCAAUAAUUCAAUUAGCAAUGGCAGCCGUUCGUCAAAAUUGAAUCAACAACAACAAAACACACAAAGACCUGAUAUAAAUUCUUUAGUUGAUGACGAUAAUACUACUGAUAGUAUUGGUAGUAAUAACAGUAGUAGUAUAAAGCAUACAUCAUGGUCACCAAGUGAAAGUUCCAAUAAUAAUAAUAAUAAUAAUAUCAAUAAUAACCGGGGAAAUUCUUCUUUAAAAGAUCAAAAUCAUAUUUCCAUAAAUGGGGAUUUACAGCAGCAACAACAAGGAAGAUGUUCAACGAAAAAUGAAGCAUUGAAUCCAUUGUCGGAUAUGAAUAAUCAAUGUCCAAUAAUUGAGCAAAGAUCUAAAACUUCAAUCAGUUUUGAUAGCAUGCAAUCAACACAUAGUAACCAUUCAAAUUCUAUUAAGCAUGAUCAUUGCUCAUUGACCUCAUCGAAAUCACCACCAUUAUCUCCAUCCAAUUCGUCGUCGUCAUCAUCAUCAUCAUCAUCAGUAGCAUCAAAUCAUAGUCUUUCAUUUAGAAAUAAUGAAAAUUCUCAGUGGAACAAUAAUCAUAACAUUCGUAGGGAUGCCACUACUAUUAAUUCUUGUAAUACAAAAUCUCAAGCAGACAUGGUUGAUAAAUCAAAUUCACCAACUGAAGAUAAUUCAUAUAAUGUUAAAUUAUCAAGAUACAAUCAUCAGCAGCACCGACGUCAAUCCAAUAAAUCAAAUUUAUCAUCUUAUUGUAUGUCAUCAGAUCAUGAGAUGAAUUAUGAUGAAGAAUGUCAAAAAAGACAACUCCUAGGUAAAGACUUAGAUGUAGAAGUGAAAAAGUAUAAUGAGGAUGAAGAAGAGGAGAGAGAAGGUGUUGAAUAUAAAAAUGAUUGUGUUGAUGGUGCUGAAGCUAACGAUGAUAUAGACGAUAUUGAUGGUGUUAAUCACGUAGAUCGGAAUAAUGCUAAUGAUGAUAAUAACGAUGACGACGAUGAUGAUGAUAACGAUGAUGACAAUGAUAAUCCCUAUUCAAUUGAUCAACAAACUAACCAUCAUUAUUCAACAUCAUUUCCAACAUUGACUUCAGAUAGUUUAAGUAAUUGUAUAUCACCAAUGUUAGCUGCUGCCGCAAUGGCUGCGUUAACCACUGGUUGUUUUCCAACAUCAUGUAAUCAAUUAAGUCAGUUAAAUUAUUCAUUAUUAUCUAAAUCUUAUGGAAUAUCUCAAUUAUCACCACCACCAACUCCUUUGCAUCCACCACCACCACUAACAUUACAACCACCUGUACCCCCUUCAUCAUCAUCGUCGUCGGCACAUACGCAACGUUCACACAUAACAAAACAACAACAACUAGCAUUUUUGAAUUCAACACCAAACAGAAAUUCAAAGGUGAGCGGUACUCAUCAUCCGCACUCUCAUCAUCAUCACCAACAUAAUAAUUGUAAUAAUAAUAAUGUCAGUAUUAAUAGUCUAUCAUCAGUCGGUUGUAAUUCGUCAUCUCCAAUUCAUUCGAUUCAUUCAAACAAUGAUGGUUAUAAUACAAUUGCUAAUAAUAAAAGUAAUUAUGCAUCUACAUCACCACCACCCCAGCUUUCAUCGAGAUCGAAUAGUCCACAUCAACUGUUGAAUAAUCGAUUAGUUUCAUCAAAUAAUUUAACUUAUUUAUCAUCAAUGGAUGAUGUUGAUGAAGAGAAUGAUGAAAUGGAAAGUGAUGAAGGUGAAGAAGAGAUGGAAGGAGAAGAAAUGGACAAUUCUUCAACCCAUGGUAACAAUCAUCAAUGGACAUUUGAAGAGCAAUUUAAACAAUUAUACGUUAUUUCAGAUGAUCCAAAAAGAAAAGAAUUUCUUGAUGAACUUUUUGUUUAUAUGCAAAGAAGAGAAUUUCAAGUAAUUAUAAAUACUACUACUACUACUACUACUACUACUACUACUACUACUACUACUACUACUACUACUACUACUACUACUACUACUACUACUACUACUACUACUACUACUACUACUACUACUACUACUACUACUACUACUACUACUACUACUACUACUACUACUACUACUACUACUACUACUACUACUACUACUACUACUACUACUACUACUACUACUACUACUACUACUACUACUACUACUACUACUACUACUACUACUACUACUACUACUACUACUACUACUACUACUACUACUACUACUACUACUACUACUACUACUACUACUACUACUACUACUACUACUACUACUACUACUACUACUACUACUACUACUUACGACUGUACACCAGUUAAUCGAAUACCAAUUAUGGCUAAACAAGUUUUGGAUUUAUAUGAACUAUUUCAAUUAGUUGUUGCACGUGGGGGUCUAGUUGAAGUGAUUAAUAAAAAAUUAUGGCGUGAAAUAACUAAAGGUUUAAAUUUGCCUUCAUCAAUCACAAGUGCUGCAUUUACAUUAAGAACACAAUAUAUGAAAUAUUUAUACCCAUAUGAAUGUGAAACACUUGGAUUAAGUUCACCAAAUGAAUUACAAGCUGCAAUUGAUGGUAAUCGACGUGAAGCUAGACGUAGUUCUUAUACAUUUGAUUAUCCUAUAAUGAAUCCACCAAAUACAUCACGUUCUACUUCACCAGUCAGUACGACGACGACAGGAAAUCUACAAACAACAACAAUAACAACGACUACCACUCCUAAUACGAUGACAACAUCGAAUACCAUGCCAAAUUCACCAUCUCCAUUAGGUGUAAAUCCUUCAUUAUCUAAUUCCAUUGUAUAUCCUAAUUCAUUAGGAUUUCCUAAUGGGACUCAUUCUGAUGUAAAUCAAUUAUUAUCCAAUAUUCCAACAGGUUCAACAUCAUUUUGUACGAAUAAUUUAGGAUUUAAUACCCAAUUUGGGCAAUUUAAUCCAUUUCUUACUAUACCAACAGGAUCAUUACCUACAGAUGGAUUAGGACUUCAACCAUCAUCUACAAUCUCAUCAUCUACAACAGCGUCAGCAACAGUUCCUUCCAAUCAAAUGGGGAAUAAUCCAGUGAAUUUAUUCCCACCACAUUUAUUACCAUCAAUGGUAUCUGGUCCAAAUUUUUCCAUAAUUGGAUCACAUUUUCAAGGUUUCAAUACAUCAUUAAAUAAUUCCGAUGAUCCAUUCAUAACGUCUUCAUCAUCAUCAUCUAUACAACCAGGAACUAUUUUACCUGGUAUACCAAAUAAUUUUACUGAUCCUAAUGCUAUGGCAGCAGCAGCUGCAGCAGCGGCAACGUUGUUUGGUGCAGGAUUUCCUACACUACCUGGAGCUUUUACAGCUACACCACCAUCGUUGCCACUGUCAUUACAAACAACGAUAUCAAUAAAUACACCAUCAUUAACAACUACAGCGACGACAUUAAACAAUUCAUAUCUUGUAAAUAAUUCAUCAUUAAUUAACCAAUCAGAUGGAUGUCUUAAAUUUCCCAUAUUAAGUAAUAUGCGAAAUCAAGCGAAUCAUUCAAAUCCCAAUAAUGUAUUGAUCGAUACAAAUGAAAGUAAUACAUCUAGUGGGUUGAGGUCCAAGAAUAAAUUAACCCUACAUGAUAAUGAUGAUUGUCAAUUCACUUCAAGUUUACCAUUAAAUUUAACAGCAAAUGAAACUAACCUAAUCAAUUUAGAUGAGAAAGGUACUUCAUACAUAGAUAGUGAUCCCAGAUCCUCACUUAUGCCGUUAGAUCAUGAAAAGUUGAAUAGUAAAUUACAAUAUUAUAAUAAUGAUGAAAAUGAAUUAAUUGCUUUGCACUCCGAUGAACGAUUUAUUCAAAAAGAUGAAUUAAAAUGUAAAUCGAAUCCACCAGUAGAAGUGAAUAAACGUGAACUAACUGGAACAAAUAAUACUAUUAAUAAUAGUAGCAGAUUACAACAAACAAACUUCGCUUUCGAAAGUGAAGAUUCAAAUAUUAAAACAGCUGCACAGGUGGCAUGUCAACAGUUAUGGGCUGCUGCCGCUGCCGCGGCUGCUGGUUUACAGUGUGGUGGCAUAAAAACGCCCGAAACAAACAAUUACGGAGUAUUAACAGGAAAUUUGAAUGGACCGCUAAAAUCUAGUCACUUAUCUCAAGUUGAAAGUUCCAGUAACAUUGCCACUACUACUAGUAAUAAUAACAGUAACAAUAACAAACAAAUACAACAGUUGUCAUGCUCCAAGUCAUCAUCUUAUUCUUCAAGCAAAAAGAGCAAUUCUCGUGCACCAAGUCAUUUAGAUACACCAAACGCCAAAAUCCCGAAACUAUCAUCUAGUAAUCAAAUGAAUAGUAGUGGUGGGAACAGUUCCAGUGAAGUCGGUGGGAAACAAUGUAAUACUGGAUCAAAUUUAUCGAAAAAGUCGUCUGAUUUACGCAAACAAAAUGAAGCUAUUACAAUGUCAGCAAAUCUCCAUUUUAAUAAUAACAAUGCAUCAACAGGAGUAAAUAAUAGUUUAUCAGCUGCUCAGUUGUCAAUGGCAACACAGAAUUUCCGAAUUCAAACACAACCUGGUGCUCCAAUGGGACUACCACAGAAUGCUAUUGUUGUUACAAUGGAAAUGGGGAAUAUAUUAUAUCAAGGAGUAUUAUUUGGACAAUUAAAACGAUAAUUUGUGAUAGGCAUUAGAAUUCAUUCAAUUCCCUGUACUGUACUGUUUUUAUUUUCUUUUCUUUUUUUAAAUAAUCUUUCUUCUAUUGCCUCCCUACCCUCUUCCCUAAUUGAUCCUUUACUACUUCUAAUUACUAUCCCGUAUGAAAUCAAGUUGAAAGAAUCAAAAGUUAAAACCAACAAUCAACAUCAUCGAUAAUAAUGAAAAUACACAAAC
This is a messenger RNA of Schistosoma bovis, 5384 nucleotides long. Lineage: Eukaryota; Metazoa; Platyhelminthes; Trematoda; Strigeidida; Schistosomatidae. The record is from the annotation of a GenBank genome assembly.